AUGUCUUCCAAGUUCAUCUCCUCUUUGACUGCCCGUCGCACCGUCUACGCCUUGUCGGCCUCUUCUCCCGUCCCCAACUCGAAGGUCAGUCCAAGCCUCAGGGGCUGGGGUCGAGCAGAUCCGGAAAGCUCGUCGCUCGGAAGUGGGAGCGUCGUUCACUGAUGCGAGUUCCUCUCGCAACGUUUCCCAGAUUGUGGAGAUUGUCAAUGAAAUCGUCAAGCACUCGCCGACGGCGUUCAACUCGCAGUCUUCAAGGGCCGUUGUAGUCUUUGGUGAGUCUCCGCUUUCUCCGGAUCGUCCUCGGAGUAGCCUUCAGGCAAGUUGAUCCGGAAAGAGCGUCGAACUGAUCGAGUAUUGUGUGUCUUCCCUCCUCAUCUCCUCUAUUCCUCCAGGCGAUGAGCACAAGAAGGUAAGCACUGGCUCAAGUUCUUCAAAAUACGACGACAUGGCCUCGUAUGCUAAUGACGAUCCAAUUUCUUAGGUCUGGCAAUUCACCAAGAAGGCGCUCAAGGCGAUCGUCCCCGCCGAAGCGUGGCCCCAAUCGGAGCAACGCGUCAGUGGGUUCGAGAACGCUCACGGCACGGUCCUUCUCUACGAGGACAAGAACGUCGUCAAGGGUCUGCAGGAGAAGAUGCCCAUGUACGCGGACAAAUUCCCGCUAUGGGCGGACCAUGCUCAUGGGUAAGCCGAAAGAAAGCCUCUCGUUCCGAGUUGUGAUCUUCCGAGCUAACUCGUCCUUGAUCUCUAUAUUCGUUCAGCAUCCUCGCUUCCAACUUGUGGGUCGCGCUCGAGCUCGAAGGUCUCGGCGCCAACUUACAACACUACAACCCUCUUUUGGACGCCGACGUUCAAAAGGAGUUUGACAUCCCCGAAGGAUGGGAACUCAAGGCGCAACUCGUGUUCGGCAAAGUUGAGGCUCCCGCCGGCGAGAAGACGUUCCAACCUCUCGAGAGCCGAGUCAAGGUCUUUGGUGCCUAA
Microbotryum saponariae is the source of this 978-nucleotide messenger RNA. Lineage: Eukaryota; Fungi; Basidiomycota; Microbotryomycetes; Microbotryales; Microbotryaceae. The record is from the annotation of a GenBank genome assembly.